Impatiens glandulifera is the source of this 897-nucleotide messenger RNA. RefSeq names its product eukaryotic translation initiation factor 5B-like. The annotation marks the transcript as partial. The record is from RefSeq and is a predicted model, not a curated record. The transcript has 2 exons. NCBI's taxonomy places the organism in Eukaryota, Viridiplantae, Streptophyta, Magnoliopsida, Ericales, Balsaminaceae.
AUGCAAGUACCGGUCUAUACUGCUCCUGAGAUCGAAAGGUUUCCGGUUAACUGCCCAACACCUCCAAGGGAGAAUGCGGCAUCGAUAGAAUCCAGUGAAAGAGCCGAUCCAAAUCUCACCGAGCACUCACCUCCCCCACUACCGGAAGUCCCCGUUUCAGACUUUACUAAAGAAUGGGAUAGAUCCAACAGAAUAGUUGAUUCGGCCCUCAAGUUCGCCGACGUCACAAGGAAUCUACUGGAGAGAAAUCAAGAACGGUUCUCAGAACUCGGCGAAAGUCUGCAGGAAGAGGCGGUUCAGCGCGAUAAAUGCGUUCAGCGAACAGUAAUUCUGGAGGACGUGACCUCCGAUUUGAAGAAAGACUUCGACCGGCUUGAAAGAGAAACCGAUCAACGGUUGACAUCGAUGAGUAAUGAUCUGGUCGGCACGACACUUGACCGGGUCUCCGAACUCGAGAAGACGAAUAUGAAUCUCGUGGCCGAACUGAAGGCGCUUUCCGCACAAAUGGCCGAAAUUCUAAGGGCAAAGGUGAACGCGGAUGCCGCGGCUAUAGCGGCUGAUGCUGAAACGGCUAAAAGGAUCCAGGAUGCGCUAGAUGCUGAAGCAGGCAAAGAUAAAGAGGCACCGCGCUCAUCUCAGCUUACCGAAGAGGAAGAGGAAGCCGCGCGGAUUAAAAAGGCUAAGGUCAUAUUCCCAGGGUUUGCUGAGAAAGUGGCCACUCAAGCUGCGGAGGAUGCCGCACGGUUGGAAAGGCAAAAACGGAAGCUGGAAGAAUUCGCCGAAGAAAACAAGAAGAAGAAGGCGGCCGCCUCCGCCUCAGCGCCGAAAAAGCGGAAGAGGGAGGCUCCUAAGAAGGAGGCCCUUAAGAAGGUUCAAAUUGCCGAGCUGCUCAGAGAG